AUGUUAAGAAAUCCUGGUAAUGAGGUUUCUUACCAUUUUGUUUUACUUAAACGAAGCGAAAACACUCACCUGCACCAGUAUACAACAAAAGAACGCACUCAGUUGCUUCGAAAUUUCAACUCAAAUCUCACACGCAAGAAGAUGAAGGUUAUUUUCUUCAUUUCAACUUUACUAGUUGUAACAUACAGUUUACCACAAUGGAAAGGACCAGAAUUUGAAAAGGAUGGCGACGGAGGGAGAAUUUCAGGAUCGUAUAAUUUCGGUAAAUCUAGCUUAGGAGGCACACUUGGUUAUAAUUCAGAUGGCGGAUUUGGUGCAGGAGUUAAAGGCACCCACAAUUUUGGUGAAGGUGCAUCAUUAGGAGGAUCUUUUUAUGACUCACAGCACGGAGCUCCAGAAACAUCUGUGAAACUAACUCAUAAUUUCGGGAAACGUACAUCCCUCUCCAAGUCACACACAUUCUCAGGAUUUGAAUUUGACAGUAGCGUCGGAAUAUCUCACAAAACUAAAAAUGCCGAUUUUGGAGCGCGCGUUGGCCAUAACUCGCAAACGGGUACUUAUGCGGGUAUUGGCGCCUCAUGGAAAUUAGGGAGGAAGCGGAGGAGUAUAGGGCAUCAACAAAAGAAAGCCGCAUUGUUUCUGUUGUACUUUUUAAUAAAAUGCUGAAUAAAAUAUGAUAAAAACAAAACAAAAA
Hydractinia symbiolongicarpus is the source of this 694-nucleotide messenger RNA. RefSeq lists its product as uncharacterized. NCBI's taxonomy places the organism in Eukaryota, Metazoa, Cnidaria, Hydrozoa, Anthoathecata, Hydractiniidae. The transcript has 3 exons. Bases 1 to 666 code for a protein of 221 amino acids. The record is from RefSeq and is a predicted model, not a curated record.